This is a messenger RNA of Micropterus dolomieu (smallmouth bass), 9196 nucleotides long. RefSeq names its product FHF complex subunit HOOK interacting protein 1B (gene fhip1b). The transcript has 12 exons. The record is from RefSeq and is a predicted model, not a curated record. Gene Ontology annotation, cellular component: FHF complex. Gene Ontology annotation, biological process: endosome to lysosome transport; early endosome to late endosome transport; endosome organization. NCBI's taxonomy places the organism in Eukaryota, Metazoa, Chordata, Actinopteri, Centrarchiformes, Centrarchidae. Bases 830 to 4303 code for a protein of 1157 amino acids.
CCAUCUUGAACCCUUAUCAACAAGCACACAGUGUACAGUUAAAAGUGUUUGUAUGGAAUUAGGUCACAGUGUUCGCUCCUUAAUUCUGGCACUUUAAACCCUUCAUACAGCAGUGGAGCGGCGUGGAGCAGCGUCGGUGUGGUGGGUGUGAGUCAGAGAAGUCGUGUGGGAGGAGUUAAAGUAAGAUGGCUGCGGGAAAGGGAAUACUGUUUGAGAAAUCGUCAAAUGGGAUGUUUAUCUGUCGCUAACAGGAUGCACAUCAGCCCGAAUGAAGGAGUGGUUAAUUUGUUAGCUUCCCAGGCUCAGUGUGGUCUAGCUCGCCGGUUGUCUCCAGGUUACUUGCACGCUGAUCAUCCGUUUACUGCUCUGACAUUGUGGAAUUCAUUAGCAGCUAGUCGUUAGCAACCCACCAGCGCUAAGUUACUAGCAACCAGCUAACCAGGUAUCUGUGGAAAUCAGCGCCUCGCAACCACUGUUAAGACUCCUACAAAUAUCCAAGUGCAGAGUGCCCGUCCUGACUGGCUAUGGAGUGGUGUUGGCUUCAGACUGGAUGACAGGGUCUACAGGGAGGAAAGGGUCACACAGAUUCUGAAGCAGCGGCAGGCUUUGCCUAGACGUACACUGACUGGCAGUGACAGCGCGUUUGCAGCUGACCUCCUUCCCCUCCGUCUCUCUUGUUAGAUACACUUUCUCUCCCCUUUAUCCCCCUCUCCUCCUCCCCCUUUCCUUUUCUUCCCUCUUAAUUUCUUUUUGCCCUCCGUUGCUUCUAUUUUUACUGGAACUCCUCUCGUCUUUGAGUUCUUGUGACCUGCCUCUCACUGGGUCCAGUAUGAGCUGGCUGAGCAGGUUGAACCCACGGGGUCCCGGGAGUCGGUCCGGCCGGAGUGCCGCCCCCUCCAGCCCCUGCACUGCUGACCCGGAGACCUGCCUCAUGGUGUUUGAGAACCACUGGAGACAGGUCUCUUGGGUGUUGGAGCAGCACGAGCCUUCGUCCUCCAGCGAUGACCUGACGGCAGUGAGGAAUCACACCGACCAGAUGUUGUGUCUGCUGGCGGAGGAGCGGCCUGCUGAGAGCUCAGAGGGCGGUGCCGGCGUGGCACUUAUGGGCCCCAUACUGGAGCUGGUGGUCACCGAGAAUAUUCUAGAGUGUCUGGUUCAGUGGCACCUCCGCCGCGGCCUGGACCCAGACAGCCAGGGGGCGCUGCUCAAGUUGUUUGAGAUGCUCAUCGGCCAGUCCCAGCAGCCUCUUCUGCAGCACACAGCCGUCCUCCACCCCCUAUUGAGGCUACUGGGAGCUUGCGCUGACCCAGAACUUGGUUGUCCUUCAGCCCUGGAGAACAGUCUGGUACUGCUGCUCAACCAGGUCUGUGUGUCCAUGGCCCGGCAGCCUGUGGUUCUAGAGAUGUUGUUCCAGGCGGCACCGGCCCAGCAGGGCUCCACCAAUCUGCUGAUCUUCUCCCUCCUUGUGCCAUUCAUACACCGGGACGGAGCCAUCGGACAGCAGGCGCGAGACGCGCUGCUGCUGGUCAUGGCGGCCUCGGCCAGCCACGAGGCUGUGGCACGUUACAUCGCUGAGAAAUCCUACUUCUGCCCAGUGUUGGCGACGGGCCUCAGCGCUCUCUACUCGUCUCUGCCCAGGAAGAUUGAAGUUCGAGGAGACGACUGGCAUGCCCUGCGGCGGGAGGACUGGAUGGGCGUGUCAUCACUCGUGCUGUUCAUGAACUCGCUGGAGUUCUGUAAUGCUGUGGUGCAGGUCGCUCAUCCCCUGGUCCGCUGCCAGCUCCUGGACUACCUCCACAACGGUUUCCUCGUACCUGUCAUGGGCCCCGCGUUGCAUAAGUCGUCAGUGGAUGAGAUGAUCGCCAGUACCGCCUACCUGGACCUUUUCCUGCGUAGCGUGUCAGAGACUUCUCUCCUCAAAACCUUCCUGCGCUUCAUCCUGCUGCAUCGCCACGACAAUGACACCAUCCUGGACACCCUGCUCACACGCAUCAGCAGCAAUUCAAGGCUCUGCAUGGUGUCGUUGAGCCUCUUCAGGACUCUUCUCUCUCUGAACUGCGAGGACAUCAUGCUGCAGCUUGUUCUCAGGUAUCUACUACCCUGUACCCAUGUAAUGCUGAGUCAGCGUCGUGCCAUCAGGGAGGCUGAUGUUUACGGAAAGUCGGCGGACAAGUUCCUGUCGCUGAUCCCAGAGUGUUGCCGGCUGAAUGCAACACCCUCCGGUGAGCGGGACGAUGACAGUGCAUUCUGGGGCAAAGUACUGAACAGUCCCAGCACAGAGGCUCCAGCCCCACCCAGACCCAGCACCCCGUCCCGCUUAGCCUUCUUCAUCCGCCAACAGAGCAGUGGUGGUGGAUCAGGAGGAGGGGCUCCCUCUACCCCCACCAGCAUGGAGCCAUUGCAGCCUUCCAGCUCCCGCUCCCUAUCCCCUGACAGCCCGAUGCAUCAUCAGCAGACUCUUACAGAGAGUCUGGACUGGGAUUCGGGUUACCUGGAGUACCUCAAGGACGCCCGGCGAGGCAUCGAGCUUUGCUCCUGGGCCUGCCGUGACUGGUCGGCGCCCUACGAUGGAGAAAACCCCUCCCCAAACACAGCCCCUCCACCCCCACCUCCCCCUACCUCCAACCCCUCCAUGGCUAUGUUCCCUGAGCACUUCUCUUUCCAGCUGGGAGGAAGCAGUAACACCCCUCCAGGCCAGCAGAGGGCAGCCAUUGUUGCUGCAGCACGGUCCGAGUGGAGCAGCUCAGAGCGGGACAGCGGAGAGUGGGACGUUACAAUCGGCAAAAACAACUGCAUCAGCCUCACACCACGCUCCAAGAAACGCAGCCUGCAGAGAGAGGAGCUGCUGCCAAAGCCUGUACCUCGUCUCAUUCCCUCCUCUUCGUCUUCAGACACCCCUUUAUCGACGUCCCACCCCGCCUCAUCCCCAGCUCCUCACAUUCCGGCUUCUCCCAUCACUGUUAGCUACGAGGCCAUGUAUAACGGAACGAUGGGGCAACAGGACAGCUGCUCAGACAAUCGGGACAGAGGAAUGGAGGUAAAGAAAGUGAAGAGAGACCUGGGGGAGCAGCAGUAUUUGGAUGAAAAUGCAAAUCAAAAUGGAUCCCUUGUCACCUGCCCCUCCGAAAGCUGCACCACUCUCCCACAGUCCAUUUUUAGCAACAGUGAAAUAAGUGAUGCAAAAUCUCUUAGCCCUAACCAGAUUCCCUCUCAGAGCUCCAUCACCCAGCCAACGUGUGACACCAAACUCUUGAACAGCGACACCUCAAACCCACACAGUGCAUCCUCAGAUCUUCCAGAAGGCAACCAGAUGCAGCAAUCUGUAGAGAGUCUAAUCCAGGAGCUGCUCGAGCAGGUACCAGGAGAACCACAGCUCCCUGGAGACUCCAACGGCCAGGGCAUCAGCAUCGAGGCUUUCACACAGGAGCUGAGGGAGCUGGAGGACCGGGUGAAGGAGCGUAACAGAGGAGCGUUCCAGCCGGAGGAAACAGCCGGAGAGUCCUUGUUUGCUGAGCGACAGGAAGAGGAACAACAGCUGUCCUCGACCCUGGAGGUGAAGCCGACAGGUGACGCAAAGGGAGAAGGGUCUGUGGUGGGCUUCUUUAGUCCUCCUAGACCACUAAAUCAGCCUUCCUCUCAGCCGUACACAGGUCCAUUUAUGGUGGUUCUGUUUGCCAAGCUGGAGAACAUGCUCCAAAACUCAUUGUACGUCAACAUCCUGCUCACGGGCAUCGUGGCCCAGCUGGCCUGCUAUCCUCAGCCCCUCCUACGCUCCUUCCUGCUCAACACCAACAUGGUCUUCCAGCCCAGCAUCAAGUCACUGAUCCAGGUUCUAGGUUCUGUGAAGAACCGCAUUGAGGCGUUCGCAGCCUCCCACGAUGACUUCCCUGCCAUGCUGAGGAAAGCUCAGCAGUACCUGGUGGCCCGAGGCAAAGUGGACUGGACUGAUACGCCUGGAGCAGUUCCUCCCCUGCGGCGCUCUGAUUCACUAGUGAAGAGUCGUAAACCAUCUCUCGGAGACCUGAUCCUUCGUCACACCAACAGCCCGACCCGGGCUCGACACGCCGCUCAGCUGGCCCUCGCACACGUACGGGACGGCGGCCAAUCACUGCACAGCGCUCUGUUCAAGGGCGGCGGAGGCGGAGGGGCCUCUGGCCUGGAGAAGCAGGCCGAGGCGCUCCGAGUGAAGAACGCCGUCUACUGUGCCGUUAUCUUCUGCGAGUUCCUCAAGGAGCUGGCUGCCCUGGCUCAAGAGCACGCCGUCACUCUGCCUUUUCCCCACAGCCAGGAGGCAGAAGAAUAGACAACUCCUCCAAUCUAGCUCUUAUCCUCCAUUUCUUUUUUAAAAAAAGUUAUAUAGGAUUCUCCUAUCACCAGAGGACAGACUGGGUCACUGAGGUGGGUCGUUUGCAAUGACACAGACAAAAAGCAAGAUGGAAAUAGUGUCAUUUUUGUACCAAAAUCAUUAUAGGAUAACUAUAGGACUGGAAGAAUUUUCCUCAUCUGUAAACUUAUAUGAUAUUGUGCAUAUCAUGUGUUAUAUUUACAUUCUAUACACAGAAUAUCUCGGUAAAUGCUUGAGAUUUGGGAGGUUGUACAUACACAUACCACGUGGUAUAAUGUGACACAGUAAAGCCACAGAUAAAAGAAAUAGGUGCACAUAUUGGUGCUAGUCAAUACUCUUUAUCUUUUAAGUUGGAAGGGUGCUUUCAGGCAGCACAGAGGAAAAGACUGUUUUGUCCUCAACAAAAUUAUGACACCAACACCAAAAAUUGUUUGGCAGGAAAACACUGAAAGUUUAGACUUGUCAAUCAACUAUAAGGUGAUCCAGUCAGCUUUGGCCCUCUCUGUACGACAAGCUAGUCUUUGCUUUUGUCACAGAGCUUUUCAUCCUAUAUCAAGGACUGGCCAAUAGAGAAAGUUCACAGAAACACAGCAGGGGUUCCUAGUAACAUCUCAAGUGUCCAUUUUAUUUUUAAAAGGCUGCACUGCUGCAAAGACUAGUCAUGAAUGAACGAGCUGAUAACUGGAACACGCAGGUGAAGGAGAGGGUCACUUUCUCUCCUGUGAAUCAGCACGACCACCACAAAUGUACUGGAAAACUUUGGGUAAUUAAUGCCAUUUUAAAAAAAUAUUUAGUUUUAAAACGUGUUUGUCUUUUGCAUUUGCACCAUUUUCGAGACAUAUCAGCAACACGCGGGAACAGGUGUCUGCCGUCGUGUGUGCGAGUUUAUUUUAACAAAUGGCUCCUUUCCAAAAGGUGAUGCCAACUCUUCAGGCCAUCGGUAAGCCAUUCACCUGUUGCCAUAAAGGAGAGGCUGUGGGAUUGAAACGGCAGCACUGCUUUACGAUUCGUACCUUUUGUGUGUCAUUUAGUUUUUUUAAAAGACCUGAGAGUCUGCAAGGAAAAGGCGAGAAGGGACGUUUUUUUGUCUAGGGAGAAUUUGCAUGAUUUCCAUUUACUUUGAACUGACAGUUGAAAUAGGUCCUCAUGAGGCAUUCACUGACCCUUCUUUAACAGAUCUUUAUUGAUCUUUAUUUGUGAGCUGAAGCUGAGGCUUGGAUGAAGCAAUCUACAUUUCAGUUUUUCCAUUUCAGCUUUGAGAUGUUGUCUCUUUGGUGAGACAGACCAAACUGAACAUACAACUGUUCAACUUGGAACUUAACAUGCUGCUAUUUUUUUUUAAGUAACACCCAUUUUUUACUAGUGUAAUAGCUACUUUCUCUUCAUUUCAUUGUUAGGUACCAAGUAUAAAAUGUGUAUUUGGGGAUGUGGAGGAAUCUUUGCCAGCGUUGUGAUCGGUUUAAUUUAUUUUGUUGUGUCUGAGGUUAAAUGAAGUAGCAGCCACACAGUGUUAAAAGCUUUUGCCAAGACAAAAUUCUCUUUCAACCUUUCCCCUCAACAUUAAGCAACCUUUUGAGGGGUUUAAAGUAAUUAUUGGCAGUUUGUUAGAAGAUGGUAAUUCUUCAUUUUACAGGUCUCUAAUUUCUUAAUAAUUUCCUUGUUCUUCUGUGAAAAUGAUUAGGAAAUGAAGAACCUGGAAAAUUAAGCUUUACAUGUAUGACUGCAAUGCAAAACUCAUCUUUCGCACAGCUUUUUUGUGAAAUGAUUUGGUUGUCUGCACACACUAGCCAUUAUCUCAACUUUUAGCAGUAGAGAAACUGCUAAAUGUGCCUGCCAUCCUGCAAAGUCUUCAAUCUUAGAAAUUGAAUACUGCAUAAUUUUUUGACAACUGUUCCGUCUUUCUCAAAGUUGAAGCCUUCUCAAUUUGUCAAAGCCAUAUCCAUGGUCGUCAUGUUUGUAAAUGUAGUACUUCAUCACUGCUGUAACUCACUUUUGUAUGGAAUUUCUAGACACAUUUGGUAAAACCCCAGUUUGUUUUUUAAGUACCAUUAGUUAAGAGUUUUUGCAUGCCAGAUAAGGCCGGGUGUAUAGUUAAGUAAUACUUAAGUAGUAUAGAGUAAGUUUUCUUUGGUUUGUGCAAUAGUGCUGAGCUCAAUUUAGGUUCCAUGCUGUAGGUUUUAGUGGUUAGUGAGUCAUCCUGGUGCCUGCAGAGAUCAGAGACGGCAUUUCACACUGAAUGUUUGCUCUCGCCUAAUCAAAUUGGUAGAGAAAUCACUUCUGUAUUUUACCCACUGCCAUCCGUCCGUCCAUCUGUUCACCUAGUCUGCUGUACAUCCGCGUGCUUAGAACAAGAUUAAUGUUUCCCUUGCACAGAAAGAAAAGGCCAGGUUGCUUUAGUUUUCCACUCAAGAUUGUGUUUUUUAACUAAACUAUUUUUACAAACUGUUUCUGUUAAAGAUAGGUCGAACACUAAAUACUCAGCUAAAUACUCAGCUAAAUACUCAGCUAAAUACUCAGCUAAAUACUCAGCUAAAUACUCAGCUUCUCAGUUCCAUCACUAACUCAGUCAGUUAGUCACAUUGUAACCAAGCAGUUUCAGUCAAGUUAUCUGUAUUUCUGUGACACAUUUGUGGACACCAAAGACAAUCUCUCUGACAGUACCUGAAACUCCAAGUGUCUCUGUUUGAACAGUGGACAGUUUCAUGGUACAUAAUCCGAACACUAAUAAACCAUGUUCAUGUUGCACUUUUUAAAUGCUAAAAGUGCUUUCAAAUAACCCCAAUGCCUAAUGUAAUACACCUAUAGUAAAAGUUACAUGGCCAAAUACAAGGAAAAUGUUAAGGACAUAUGAUUUGUACUCACUGAUGAUAGAAGUGAUGGCCAAACCUAUGAAAUAAAACCUAAGCUGUAAUUGUCCUUAAAAAGAUGACUGUUGCCAGCUGAAGGUUAUUGAUAAAAGGGAGCUGCUCUGUAACCCUGAGCUGCAAAACGUAAGUUGUUUUCAUCGGUCCUCCGUGACUUUUUCAGAUUUGGGAUUUUAGCCCAUGCACAUCAUGUCUACGCUUCCUGCAGUCAUUUUUCACUCCUUACUGUUUGUAUUUUUAUUUAAAUAUACUGCAUAUUUAAUUGUUUCAUUUUUAAGAAUACAAAAGACAUACAUUUGACAGAGAUUGUAUUUGAGCGAUUUUAUAAGGGUUUAUUUCCUACUCUGGACUUUGACUUCUUCCUUGGGUUGUCAUGACAGACCAUGAGCUGAGCUUAAUUUAGUGCAGCGCUGAUAUGGAAAAACACAACUCACACACAGUGAAAUAAAACAUCUGUAAUCAAGGGUGUACCGGUUACUGUGAUGGAUUUCCUAGCUCUAUGGAAGUUGUUUUUCAUACUCCACAAGAAUGAACGGCAGCAAAUUGCUUCCUGGAAAAGUGAGCCCUCCCAACUGUUCAGACACCAGUAGGGAUUGUGGAAAGGAGGACAGCCUGUUUUAAAAUACAGAAACACCGAUACUGAUUUAAAAUUUUUGAAUUUACUGUUGGGAAAGGGAUUUUGGCUUUUGACUAUGCAGCAACUACCACGGCUGGAUGCUGAAGCCAAUGCACAAUUGUCUUUAACUGCAGUUCCUGUAAUGGCCACCAGAAACUGUCACCCAAAAAAAUCUUCCUGUGAUAAAGUGACCGAGAAAAACAAAUGAAUGAACUCUCUAAAAAAAAUAGUUAAUGUAUGGAUGUACUUACCAGAACGAGUUAGGGGCUCAAAAUGUAUCCAGUCUUGUUUGUGAAUUUGGUGGAUUGAUAAGCUGGCAUCUCAGCCGUGGUGGUUUCUGUUUCCGACUCUGUUAACUGACAAAGAUGAUGGUGAGUGGUAAACCCAAAGCUAAGCAUCACAAAAUGUUGUGUAAUGUCACAGGUAUUGUUUUUUUAUUUUCUUCUGCUGUCUGUGUUUCAGACAGAUGUACUUGAACACUACAAUUGAUCUGUCACUGAGUUAAAAACAUUAAUAUUUCUGAAUGUUUUAGUUGUGGCUAAAUUCAGAGCAUGUUAUGUUUUGCGUUUCUGCAUUUUGUAUAUUCAUGGUGUUACAAUGGAAACACUCUGCAAACAGCAAGCCAAAGUGUUCAACUGUCGCUGACUUUCAUUUGAAAUGGAAUUGUUUUGUUUCAGGAUGGGUUAUGAUUGGCUGUUCAAUCACCACAACACAUAAGUGGGUGAAAAACCCUCAUACUCACAUUGCAAUCAGCAAUGCAACUCACAUCAGCUGAGCUUUGCAUAGCAAAGCUGUGUGGCGGAUGACACUUCCACUUGCACAUAUGGUUUGACAGUUUAUUCUGCAAGUGACUUCAACUGAAACAGUUUGGGCUAUAUAGCUUUGUUUUCACAUCAGAUUUUUUUUAACACAUCAUGUACACUCUGUGCCAUGUUUUAAAUAGAUUUUCCAUGUGUUGAUUUGUAAUGUGUAUCACGGGAUGUACAGCAUCUUCUCACUUUACCUUUUUCUUUGAAAAGCUUUGACUUUUUACCCCUGACUUAUUCCUCCCCUGUGAUCUAUGCAAAUCAUGCUCUGGUGUCCCCUGUUUGAAGCUGAAAGAUGACGUGGACAGAUUUAAUAUGUAAAUAAUGUAAAAAAAAAAAAAAAAAAAAAAAAAAGUGAUGGGUGGAAAAUGCAGAGGUAUGUGAAAUAACCAACAGGACAGAAUGAAAAUCAUGCUAAGAAUGAUGAAUGUUGUCAGAAAUAUUUUUCUAUAUUUUGAAAUCAUUAGGGGGAAAAAAGGACAAAAUACACAGUGGGGAAAAGCUGUGAGAAGAACACUACAAAGGGAAUGUUUUUAUUAAUUUAUAAAUUCUUUGCCUAGCAAUA